GCAAGGACGGUGGCGUGUGGAAUCGUCAGUAAGCCGCGAACAACCGGGUGAGAGAGUAACGCGCCGGCCACCCUCCGUUCUUGGCGAGGAGCGUGCAGUGUUUUUAGUGUCCAUGUGAGGUCGUCCUAAGGAAACCCGCGCUGGCUGUGGAUUGAUGAUGUAUUAAAAUCUAUAAGGUAGCGAUGUGUUUUCGAAAUUUCUGAUUGUCUUUAUAACGAUUUAAUAGCAAACACAAGAUUAUCAAAUGUCUUUAAUGAUGAAAGUUUCCUGUGGAAUAACGCGUGUGAGUGUUUUCCGCCCAAUGUAUGAACGUUCAAGGAAGCAAGAGAAGGCAAGAUCUAUCGAACACUACCAUGCUGGGCCAUAGAUCGUUUUUCCUGUCGUGCAGCGCUAUCAGGGUACGAGGAACCAGCUGCCUGUGGCCUAUUCCUGAGCGGAAUGGCAAUAGGACGGUGGAGUCCGGCGAUUAGACUGACCCACGGUUGCCUCACUCAUCUAGGAUUGAGACCUAGCAACAUCCUAUGCCCAACAGAUGACACAAAACAGGAUAGGCGGAGCUUUCCCUCUGGGAACGAGGAUGUGUGUGAGGUGAAGCGGCGUCUUGCCUGUGUAAAAUUCUCGCAUGUGUUGAAAAAAAGGCUAAAUGCAUGUCCUCAGCGUCACAGGGUUCCGAUGACAAAGGUCACUAUAAGCGGAGGCCACGCAACUCACCGGAGUUUGCGCUGUGGCAAGGGCUCCAGUGAGUAUCGUUUCUGGGAGCGAAAAAGAUCCUGCCAAGAACUUCACUCUGUAUUAAGCGGCGUGAAGGGACCUGCAGGGAAAACAUCCACGCAUCAUCAUGAUUUGGACAAUUGUUAUGACACGACCAAAAGUGUUAUUUGCACAACAACGAACCAUCAGUGUCGAAGUGGGAGGGCGAGAGACUCAACUUUCAUCACUCAGAGACGAUCUGGCCGCCAAAAUAAAUUAAGUGGACACUAUGUGGUAGCCAAAGCACAUGGAGGAGGCGCCAGCCUUGAGAUGCGAACUAUGCUAGUAGUUGUGGCCAUGGUGGUAGGAUCAUGCCAUGCUCUGCCUACUCUGCCCCCACACAUUUCAUCCUCCAGGGCGCCGCAAAUCGACCAUCAACCUCCAAGGAAAGAGUUGCCAGUGUGUUGCGGCGAGGGGACGCAGGGAAUGCGGCCAACCAAUAUCACAGUGCUGAGGACAUCUCCUACUUCAGUUCUUGUCACCUGGACGCGGCCCUCCAUCCAGCCCGUCAAGUAUGAGAUCACUUACAAGCCAACCAACGCCAAGUACCGCGUGGUGGCGGAGGUCAAGGCGCCCCUCAAGAGCGUGGUGUUGGAGAGGUUGCUGCCCCUCACACAAUAUCAAGUGUUCGUCACCACCGUCAUCAACAACACUGCUGUCUGGAGGUCGCCUGUCGUCACAUUCCAUACUUCCAUUGAAGACAUCAACGCACCUGUUAACGGGACGGUGAGAAUAUUUAGCACUCCAACGAUUCUGGAGGGUGUGGACGUGGACCUUGACGAGGUAGGGUCCACUGUGACUACCGACAGGAAGAUGGGCCACGUGAGGGUUCGCGCCGAGGAGGUUGGCAUCGUGCUGCUGGUGCUGGCCGUGUGGAUGUUUGCUAUCGCCCUCUUCUUCAACAGGUGGGGUAAAAUCAGGAUGCUGGAGCCAUAUCAAGAACCGUACAAGGAGGCGCCACAACAGCUCCUGCAGCACCGGCCGUCGUGCCCCAUGGCAGACCCUUGCGCCCUCCCCAUCAACUCCCUGAAGCGUCCUUCCCUUACCCAUUCCCAGCUGGAGCACCACAUGAGUCACCGUCGACCUCGCCAAAACUCAGUCUUCGUGGGGCGCUCGUCUCGGUCACACAGCCUGGAGGUGCAUCCGCCACGACGCGUCAAAAGUGCUCUAAAUCUGACCACAUUAGUGUUGCAGGAGAGCGAAGAGGAGGGCGCUGUAGCCACCACAUUCACCUAGUUCUUCAUACAUAUUUCGCCUUCGCCCUUGGAGAGGUCGUUCCUUCGCCAGUAGAUUCCACAUACUGUCAUCGAAGUGCCCUCCGCAGCCUUCGGUCGUGAGACUCUGGUGAUCCUUUAGGGUUAUAGCGAAAGAGACACGGAUUACGGCACACGCUGGAACGGCUUCUGAAAAUAUCAAUUUAAAAAAGACGCAUUUAUCCCAUGUUCUAUGCUAUCUUGGACAUUUCUCAACCUUCACAUCUGUAGAAGCCUUCUGAUAUCACAAUAGUGCCCAGUGAGGACGUGCUCUGCAGUAGUGGAGGCGGUUGUGUCGUGAGGACUCGUUAAGCGCAGAGCGACGGAAUCGAGUAAAGGGUUACCUUACCUUACGCCCUACGCAGGUAAUGACUAAUGGACAUGUAACGGAAGAUUUCACAUUCUAUAACACCAUAAUACUUCGACUCCAUUUUCCGCUUUUCCAAAUCUCUGCAGUGUUGCCUAGUUGAAAUAUAAUUAGGAAACAAUCUAUAUAUUCCAGAUCCAAAUAUAUAUGAAUAUGUUCAAUAUCUAUUUGAUAUUUCUGUGGCUCAUCUUGUACAUAGUUAUCUUGUUCACUUUCAACAAGUUGUAUGAAAGAAAAUAAUUAAUUACUCGUAUGUGUUCAUUGAUUUUGGGCCAACCAUCAUCAGGCUUCAGUGAUCAGAUCUCCGUGCAGUAGUCUUUGGUUCAGGACCUAACACAGGGCUGUCUUGUGUAAGCACAACUAUUUCUUAUGCAUUGUAAUAACAUUCCUUCGUAUAGUUAAUCAUUACUUCCUGGUAUUCGAAAAGCAGCGAACACCUUAGUUCAAAGUGUCAUUUUUUGUUUCCGUUCCAAUUUAUCCAUUAUCAUUGUUGGCUUUAUAUAUUUACUGGAAUGAACUAACUCAACAGUUUUGUUAACAAAAUCCUGCCCUCGAUUUCAUCAUUUUCGUCUAAUGAAUUGCGCUACGGUUAUCCAUUCCAUAAAUGGGUUCUUAACAACAUAUCCAGCUCAUCUUUCCUAUCGCAAACUUCCAUCUCUUCAGGACAUAUCUACUCUAGAUUUAACUAAUGAUCAUUCCUAUCUUGUAAAUAAGAUAAUGAUUACUUAUUAUAUGAUUUCUCAGCCAUUUCACAUGAAGAUGUUCAGCAAGCGAUGCCCAAACUCAUCAUAAUGAAGACAGAAGUAGUGAGCUGAACAAAUGAUUGCGUUCCUACGUUUUGAUUUUCUUAUCAUUUCAUUGUAAGUACAAGGAUUUAUGUCACUCCUUCUUCCCUACCCGCUCCCUCCCACCCUCACUCCUCCGGACGUUCCUCCAUUAACUGGAACGAAAAGUGUAAGAAACUUCCUCAAGGACUCUAUGAAGGGCACGAGUUUCAAAAUAAGGCAAAAGUCAUGACCUUAAAGUCUAAAGACUGCAAGAUGUGCGGCUGGGAUAAAUCAGAUUUAGUGGGAGAGUGACAAACUUGAGUGGAUGCUCUCUCUCUCUCUCUCUCUCUCUCUCUCUCUCUCUCUCUCUCUCUCUCUCUCUCUAAUAUGUGUGUGUGUGUGUGUGUGUGUGUGUGUGUGUGUGUGUGUGUGU
Portunus trituberculatus (swimming crab) is the source of this 3570-nucleotide messenger RNA. RefSeq lists its product as uncharacterized. The transcript has 7 exons. Lineage: Eukaryota; Metazoa; Arthropoda; Malacostraca; Decapoda; Portunidae. Bases 439 to 1986 code for a protein of 515 amino acids. The record is from RefSeq and is a predicted model, not a curated record. Gene Ontology annotation, molecular function: protein binding.